CUCGAGGGUUACAUCUUUCAGCAGUGUGAAUUGUCUGACUGUCGAAAGCAAGCAUCAGCACAAGUCAACAGCCUUCAAGGGGUCUCUUCAGAAGGCGAAAGAAAGACUCGCCAGCGGCCGGAGAACUGUGCCGACCAAGACGGAGCGCGAGCUUACACCCCAAGAAGCAUUUCGCACUUGUUUUCCUACAGCGGCUCUCUUUCUCUGCUCAUUCCCGAUCAAAGAGACCGAAGGUCUGGCUUCCACCUAGAUUUGAACGACUGAUGCAACAAGAUGUCGGCAUCACCGAGUGGCAAUACAUUACUGCUCAAGCGGCAACUGCAAGAGCUUCGGAAACACCCGGUUGACGGCUUCAGCGCUGGCCUGAAAGAUGAGAGCAAUUUGUACGAAUGGGAGAUCAUGAUCAUUGGGCCGAACGACACACUGUACGAGGGAGGAUUCCUUCGCGCAGAGCUGAUCUUCCCGCCCGAGUACCCGCUUCUUCCACCCAAGAUGAAAUUCCUCACCAAGAUGUGGCAUCCGAACAUCUAUGAUGACGGCACAGUCUGUAUCUCGAUCCUGCACGCGCCUGGCGCGGACCAAUACGGCUAUGAGGAUGCCGGCGAGCGGUGGAUGCCGGUGCACAGCGUGGAGUCGAUCUUGCUGUCUGUCAUCAGCCUGCUGUCCUCGGAUAAGCCCAACACGGACAGCCCGGCGAACGUCGACGCUGCCAAGCAGGUGCGGGAAGACUUUCCUGGGUAUAAGAAAAAGGUUCGGCGGUUAGUUCGCGAGUCGGCUGAGGAAGCGUAUUGAACUGCCACGCCGAGCGCACAGCGGGUGCGCAGCUGGUUUUCCAUCGGGCGGUCAAAGGUUUUGAGAUGUGUUGAUCGGAGUCUACAUGCCCGAUUCGCUUCCGGACACGCAUCGACCGUCUUGCUCGACUCUGCGUCGCAGACUGGAUCUAUACGAUAGAUACGUUGACAAACACAGGCUUCGUAUGCGGUGUGCGUUCUCAUUUUCUCUAGGACACAUCGCGUGCGCCUCAGCGCUGCCUGCAUCCCCAAGGUCCUCCCCGCUCUCAGUGGACAUCGUUAGCAUUCGCAUUGCAUCUGUAGCAUCACACUUCACACACCACUGGCUUUGUUGCCUAGUAGUUAGCUCACCACAACCGGUUUACCGAUGAGUAUCGGUGUUCUGCCUUGCCGUCAUCAGGUGUUCUCACUCAAUACCAACG
Molecule: messenger RNA, 1213 nt
Organism: Tilletiaria anomala UBC 951
Lineage: Eukaryota; Fungi; Basidiomycota; Exobasidiomycetes; Georgefischeriales; Tilletiariaceae
Product: putative ubiquitin-conjugating enzyme E2
Exons: 5
Coding region: 274-792 (172 amino acids)
Biological process (GO): proteasome-mediated ubiquitin-dependent protein catabolic process; protein polyubiquitination
Molecular function (GO): ubiquitin conjugating enzyme activity
Source: RefSeq, a predicted model, not a curated record